This is a messenger RNA of Mangifera indica (mango), 2297 nucleotides long. RefSeq names its product nijmegen breakage syndrome 1 protein. NCBI's taxonomy places the organism in Eukaryota, Viridiplantae, Streptophyta, Magnoliopsida, Sapindales, Anacardiaceae. Gene Ontology annotation, cellular component: Mre11 complex. Bases 165 to 1898 code for a protein of 577 amino acids. The transcript has 14 exons. The record is from RefSeq and is a predicted model, not a curated record. Gene Ontology annotation, biological process: mitotic G2 DNA damage checkpoint signaling; double-strand break repair via homologous recombination. Gene Ontology annotation, molecular function: damaged DNA binding; protein binding.
CCAUUUGGAAAAAGUAAUAUACUCUUUCAAUAAUGACGCCGAGUGGGCGAGUGGAGUGGUAAAACAAAAGCCCGUGUUUAACUGUUGCUCACCUCCUGUAAUGCAUUCCCUUUCGUCUUUAGAAGUUUAUCAAGUUAUCGAAAAAGUGUUAUCGUUUAUCCAAGAUGGUAUGGGGUCUCUUUCCAAUCGAUCCUCUUUCAGGCGAAGAUAAAUACUACAUUUUCAGCGGGGGGAGCUACAAAGUGGGUCGCAAAGGUUGUGAUGUAAUUAUCAAUAAAGACAAAGGAGUUUCUCGAAUCCAUGCGGAGAUAUUUGUUGAUGAAAUGAUUUCAUUGAAUCCUCUUCAAAGAGAUUCUUCUAACAUAAACUCCAAGGUUCGGAUUCGAGAUUGCUCAAAGUAUGGAACAUUUAUUAACAAGACUGGUGAAUCAAAGGAAAAACUUCAUGAAUUUCCGGGUAAAGAAAAAACACUCAAAGAUGGUGACUUAAUUUCAUUUGGAACUGGUAGUGCAACCUACAGGUUUUCUUAUGCUCCUCUCUUACUUUUUGUCUACCGCUCUGACAUUAUGCAAGUAAAUGCUUCCAUUCAAGAAAAAGUUUCAUCAAUAGGUGCUUGUCUUACAAGUAAUUUCUGUAUGGAGUGCACACAUGUUCUUGUUCAUAGUCAGAUGCCUGUAACAGAAGAUCUCCUUGAUGCUAUUUUGGCUAAAAAACCUCUGGUUACUGAUAGCUGGCUUGAGUCUGUUGCAGAGAAAAGCAUUUGCACUGAAUUUCCUAGCUGCAAUUUUUCUGUUAUGACAUUGAUGGUAGAGGGAGUACCAAUAGAACUUGCAAACUCGGAAAAUCGUAAGAACUGUUUGGAAGCAUAUACUUUUCUGUUGGAGUCAACAGACAAGUAUAAAUAUGGGUAUCGAUUACCGUCACUGUUGGAAGUGUGUGGUUCAAAGACACUUUGCAUUGAAAGAUUUUGUUCAACCAGCCAAGACUUGGAGCAUGGAGACCAUCAUCGUGUGGUAUUUGUCAUCCCAAGGAAAUCCAAAGAUGAAUCUAGUUGCUUCCAUAAACUCAGUUCACUACCCAGAGUGGAUGAAAUGGAUUUGAUAUAUGCUGUUUUAUCUGGACAUCUGGAUCCAUCUAUUUUGACAUCACCAUCUGUGAUUAUUUCAUCUUCAUGCUCCACGGAUGAGACAGUGGUUGCAGACUCUGAUGUUGAAGCAGAGACAUCCUCAUUGGUUAAUGCAACAUCUACUGCCACUACUAGGGAAGCCCCCAAAUAUCCAAGUAAAGAUGAAAUAUCUGUCAAUUAUGCAAACAAUAGUAUAUCAGGAAGCAUGGAGAAGGCUGAUGUGGUCCUUACCGAGGAAGCCCCCAAAUAUCUGACAAAAGGGGAAAUAUCUAUCAGCCAUGCGAGCCCUUGUAUGACAGGAAGCAGAAAGAAGGCAGAUGAGGCUGAUGCUCCAGGCGUUAAUAAAGAAGCCCCCAAAUAUCUGAAAAAAGAGGAAAUAUCAAUCAAUCAUGCAAACAAUAGUAUGACACGAUGCAGAGAGAAAGCUGAUGAGUCAGAAUGUGAACAUUCGGUUGUUAUUUACAACCAAGAUUUAGUUGUCCGAGAUUUGAACUUAAGUGCAACUUUUAGCUCUACAGCAAAUAAUGGAGUUAUAAAUUUCAAAUGCUUCAGAAAGAUAAAUACUCAGUCAGGAAAUAGCUUCAGCCGUCUUAUUCCAUUUUCAAAGUACCCGUAUAAAGAAUCAAACUAUGAAACUGAGGAAAUGGUCGAGUCUGUUAAAGAAGAGAAGAAGAGAAAGCAACUGGAGGCUAUUGCAGAAGACUUGUUUAACAAUGAAAGGGGAAGAAAGCGUGGAGUAGCUGGUACCCUUCAUGGACUUCUUACUCGAUGAGAAGAGAAAACCUAAAUUGCUACAUUUUUUCCCUACUAAGCAUAUAGCUCACUGAUGCUAUUCGGGUUUUGGCUAUACUUGGAUGAAGAUGGUGCAACUUGUUGAUACUUGUGUUUUUGUUAGCAUUUGAGAUGUAUCAGUUCCGAGAAGGCCAUAGUAUUCAUAUAUAGAUUGGAAUUUUGAGGGCUGUACACAGCUAUGUAGACCUUAACAGCAUUUUGUCUAGAGAUCCUGGGUUACAUUAUUCUUAGGGAAUUGACUAUUUUGUAAAUAUGUAAAUCUCCUGUGUGUUUAUAACCAUGGAUGUAUUGUAUAUUUGAUUAACCAUUGAAUUUGGCCGCCUAAUCUCGGCACAUUUUUUCUUUAGGUAAUUUAUUGUGUGCUCAAGAUUGACAAUGA